Molecule: messenger RNA, 2367 nt
Organism: Humulus lupulus (European hop)
Lineage: Eukaryota; Viridiplantae; Streptophyta; Magnoliopsida; Rosales; Cannabaceae
Exons: 1
Coding region: 1-2367 (788 amino acids)
Biological process (GO): DNA integration
Molecular function (GO): nucleic acid binding; zinc ion binding
Source: RefSeq, a predicted model, not a curated record
AUGGAGGAGGGAGAGACUGUUGCAGAAUUUCAUGCCAAAUUAUGUGACAUUUCAAAUGAGUCAUAUGCCCUUGGAAAGACCUACUCAAACACGAAGCUUGUCAGAAAGGUUCUAGCUGUCUUACCAAGAGCUUUUAAAGCUAAAGUUACAUCUAUUGAAGAGGUACAUGAUGUUGAAGAACUGGAUCUGGAUGAGCUGAUAGGUUCUUUACAAAACUAUGAGAUGACUUUAAAACGAUGGGGAAAAGAGAAGGAUAAGGGCAGCAACAGUCUUGCUUUCGUACACAAAGAGGAGGUAGAGAAAGGUGAUAUGCUAGAUGGCCUGACUGAAGAUAAAGUGGCAUUUCUUACGAAAAACUACGCCAAGUUCUUGAAAAGAAAUAUGAGGAGAGGAAAUCUUGGUGGAAAAGAAAAUGGUCCCAAAAAGAUUAUGCCCUUUAAUCAAAGAUCUGUGACUUCACAGGAAAGGAAAAAUAGAGAAAUUCGUUGUCGUGAAUGUGAUGGGUUUGGUCACAUUCAAGCUGAAUGUGCCAAUACUCUAAAGAAGAAAAAGGCUAUGGCAGUAACGUGGAGUGACAGUGAUGAAGAGAAAGAAGAAUCUUGCAGUGAACAGUCAGAUCAAGAUAAAUGCGUGGUUGCUUUUAUGGCCUCAUCAAAUUGUAAGGAUGAAAGUGAGAAUGAUGAGUCUGGAGAAUCUAAUGUGGAAAGUCUGGAUCAACAAUCUGCUUAUGAACAAAUGUAUGAUCAAUGGGUGACUAUGAUCAAGAAGGUAAAGCAGGUUGAAGGAAGAAAUCAAGAAUUAAUUCUGAGUAAUAAAAAUCUUGAGGGAAAAGUCAAAAGAUUACUAAGGGAGAUUGACGAUAAGAAUGUGCAGUUGCAGGCCUUAUUUUUUGAAGCUUUGAAAGUUAAAAAACCUCGUGAUGAAUUAGGAGCAGAGGGGUUUCGAACCAAGGUAAGGUUUUUAAACAAAUGCGGAAAGGAGAGAAUGAUUGAUGAUCCCUCUUCUUCCAAAAGCCGUCAGUCAAAUGCAAGUUUAUCUACAAAUCUUCAGACUCAAGAAGAUGAAUCCUGGAGCAGGCCAAGUUUGCAAAAAAAUUUCACUAGUGGAAGAUUUGUUCCAGUCUGUCACUUCUGCAACAAACGAGGUCAUAUACGCCCAAAGUGUUUCAAGUUACAGAACUAUCUCCAAAAGUUAGUUGAGAGAAAGGAGGGAUUGAAGUCCUCAGAGAAGAUUGUUCAUGUUCCCUUUGACAUCUGUCCUAACACAAGUUCUGAGGAUACAAAAGCUUGUGUGGCUCAUAUAUCUCUGUCUGCAUUUAAGGAUGACCAGUGGUAUUUUGAUAGUGGUUGUUCUCGACACAUGACUGGAAACCGGCACCUAUUGAUCAACUAUCAAGAUAAGAUAGAAGGAGCUGUUACAUUUGGUGAUGCAAACAAAGGUGCUAUUCAAGGAAAAGGGGAACUUCUUUUGAAGAAUCUUCCAUCUUUAAAGGAUGUUCUGUACGUUGAGGGGCUGAAAGCAAACUUGAUCAGUAUAAGUCAGCUGUGUGAUUCGGGUUAUUUGGUGAAUUUUUCUAACAGCUGUUGUUCUGUUGUUUCGUCAGAUGGAAGAAUGGUCUUAACAGGCAAAAGAUCAAUUGACAACUGCUAUAAGCUAGACAGUGAAGUUCUGUGUAAUAGAACUAUUCUCGAAAAAUUUGAUUUGUGGCAUCAUAGAAUGGGUCAUCUAAACUACCGAGACCUGCAGAAAUUGAUCAAGCUCAAGGCAGUUAGGGGAGUUCCAGAGUGUAAAGUCAGUCGAGAAAAGGUUUGUGCACCUUGUCAAUUGGGUAAACAAACAAGGGUCUCUCAUCCUACAGUGAAGUUUCUGCAGACUUCAAGAGUUUUAGAACUAUUACAUGUGGACUUGAUGGGACCAAUGCAAACAGAGAGCAUUAGUGGGAAAAGAUAUGUGAUGGUGUGUGUAGAUGACUAUUCCAGAUACUCAUGGGUAAAUUUUAUCCGAGAAAAGUCUGAUACAUUUGGAGUUUUUUCUGCUCUUGUCCUUAAACUUCAAAAUGAAAAACUCCAAAAGGUUAUGAAAGUUCACAGGGUACGAAGUGACCAUGGGAAGGAAUUUGAGAAUAGUCUUUUUGCUGAAUUUUGUGAUCAUCUUGGUAUUGCUCAUGAGUUCUCCGCUCCUAAAACUCCUCAACAAAACGGUGUGGUUGAAAGAAAAAAUAGAACUCUUCAAGAGAUGGCUCGGGUAAUGCUCUGUGGGAAGAAGAUUGCCACUCGUUUUUGGGCAGAGGCAGUAAAUAUCGCUUGUUAUAUUAGCAACCGAGUUCAUCUCAGAACAGGGACAACUCAGACUGCCUAUGAAAUUUGA